Messenger RNA from Labrus mixtus (cuckoo wrasse), 1294 nucleotides. It is a transcript of the gene rsl1d1, whose product is annotated as ribosomal L1 domain containing 1. NCBI's taxonomy places the organism in Eukaryota, Metazoa, Chordata, Actinopteri, Labriformes, Labridae. The transcript is spliced from 9 exons. The record is from RefSeq and is a predicted model, not a curated record. Bases 71 to 1114 code for a protein of 347 amino acids. Gene Ontology annotation, cellular component: 90S preribosome.
UUGUAUCAAGUGACGUAGUAGUACUCCUCUUGCGCAUGCGUGGCUACUGUUCACACGUGAAGCAGACAGCAUGGCUGAGGGAAAAGGAGUUGCAUUGGACCGGGCACAGGUUAAAAAGGCAGUACAAGCCUUGCAGGCAUUCCUGAAAACAAAGUCCACCCCUGACGCUCUUUUCCUGGAGGAGACUCAGCAGAUCAGCCUGCUCUUCACUCUCUGGAAGGUCCCUAAAGAGGCACAGACCAUCCGCAUUCCCCUGCCCCAUGGACAACGACCAGACACAGACGAGAUCUGCCUCUUCACCAGAGAUGAGCCCAAAAUGACCUCAGAACAGACACAGAGGUUUUAUAAGAAGCUCCUGGAGGUGAAGGGAGUCAAAAACAUCUCUGAGAUCAUCCCCUACAAGGCCCUGAGGACGGAGUACAAACCAUUUGAAGCCAAACGUCGUCUCGUGGGGAACUACGAUUUGUUCCUCUCUGAUGAACGCGUCCGCCGCCUGCUGCCAUCCCACCUCGGGAAGCAUUUCUACGAGAGGAAAAGAGAGCCACUGUGUGUGAACCUGCAAAGCAAACAGCUGGCCAGAGACAUCCAGAGAGUCAUCCAGGGCACCAACCUGAAGGUUAACAAGAAGGGCUGCUGCUGCAUGGCACGCAUCGCCCACUCCGGGAUGACUGCAGACGAGGUGACAGACAACAUCGAGGCCGCCGUCCAAACAGUGGUGUCCAAAAUACGUGCAAGCGGGCCAGUGGUGAAGCUCAUACAUUUAAAGAGUCAAACGUCAGUGGCUCUGCCCAUCUACACCUCAGACCUGAGCAACCUCGACUCGCUGAUGAAGGAAGAGAAUCCUACUGACCUACCCAAGAAAGAGGCAAAGAAGAAGAAGAAAGACGGAAUAAAGCAAACAGAUGCCACUGGAGAGGAAGGAAAGGAGGAGGAGGAAAUCCCACAGCUGGUUCCCAUAGCAACACCUAGCAAAAAACCCAAGCUGGAGAAACGAUCCAAGAAGAAGCAGCUUGAAAAAGCCCCCAAACCCCCCGUGUCAAAGAAAGGGAAAAAAUCACCAAGCAAACUGACCAAAAGAGCAAAAAGAAGGCCGGCAAGACGGACACAGAAGUGAAAAGAAAAGUGCCUCGAGUGAAAUGAUUCUGAGUAAAGACUCCAUGAAUACCACAUUCUCAUCAUGAACAAUUUUCACAUCACACAGAACCAGUGUUCACAGAAUGAUCCAUAUAUAUUCAGUCAGUGUCUCUCUUUUAUGUAUGAAUGAAACAGAUUAUAAACUUUGUUGUCUGAAAUA